Anopheles aquasalis is the source of this 3816-nucleotide messenger RNA. RefSeq names its product SIDL trafficking protein particle complex subunit 10 (gene SIDL). Lineage: Eukaryota; Metazoa; Arthropoda; Insecta; Diptera; Culicidae. Gene Ontology annotation, biological process: early endosome to Golgi transport; intra-Golgi vesicle-mediated transport. Gene Ontology annotation, cellular component: TRAPPII protein complex. The record is from RefSeq and is a predicted model, not a curated record. Gene Ontology annotation, molecular function: protein binding.
CGCGCCCGAACUGUCACCCGAACUGUCACCCAGAGUUGGGGAAAAAAGUGUCCUGCGAAUAAUCCGCUCGUUCCUCGUUCCUUGUGCGUUGUGACCACCUAAAAUGACCAGAAACCGUUCCUAAUCGUUGUCGUUGGUGGUCCUUUACGCUCUCUAUCCGAUAAGAAAUCUAUCGAUACGAGCCCUGCUCCGCACGAACGGACUCGCUAUGAACUGCAAACCGCUCGUGACGUAUUCCGGCGAUGCGCGCAUCUUUAAGACCCUGGAACCGCACAUUGUGGCGGCUCUGCCGUCGGAUUCGGCCGAAUGGAAGCGUUCGUACGGGCGACCGGUGAAGAAUGUGCGCGUGGAAGUCACCUUCAAACCGUUCGAGCAAGCUGCCCUCGAUAGGUACAAGGAGGGCAAGUGGAACAUCGCUGACCACCCAGUACUGCACAUCUACGUGACCGAGUGCAGCGAUCUCGAGGCAUACCGUGGAUCGGUGAAGGAGGAGAUCGACCAGUGGCUCAAGCUGCUCAACGGGUACGGUGUGACCGAUUGGAUGAUACUGCUGGUCGAGACGCUGGACGUGAAGAAAUCGAAAAACAUUCUACCCCGCACGACGGUACUGGACAAGAUCCGGCUCGAGUUUGGGGCCAAAAAUGGGGACCGCUGCCUGUCCAUCCUCAACCCGGCUCGGUUCGAGAUGAAGGCCACGGAAUCGUUCCGUUGUCUGCUGCAGCGCAUCCGCCAUCUGAUGCUGACGGGAUACAACAAAAGUAUCGUCAAGUACGAAGAACUCAUUCGUACGAAUCGCGAGAAUCGCAUCCAGGAGAACUGGAGCUUCAUCGAUUACUUUCUGCUGCAGGAACAGCUUGCCUUCGUGCUGGAGAUGCUUGGUCAGCACUCGGAAGCGCUCGUGCAGUACGACGAGCUGGAUGCCAUGUUCUCCCAGUUCAUUCUCAACUCGGUGUUUGGCGAGAAGCAAAAGUGGCUGCUCAUCUUCGACCAACCCCUCUACGCGUUCCAUGGCAUAUCGUUAAAUCCGGCAAAAAUGAUGGAAACUCGGGCCAAAAUCGUUUCGCGCAAUGUUACGCUUCUCGAGUUUCGUAGUUACCUUUUCGAACGACAAUGCCUACUGCUCGAUGCGGCCGGUAAACCAUGGGAAAUCGCCGAAAGAUUGCUUCCGUUCCUGUUCUCAACGCUGCGCGAGAUCGAAGCCCUAAAACUGGAAACACCAGAAGGAGCACUGGCCUGCUGGGAGUUUGUUUGUGCCCUCGAGGUGCUCAAUCUGUGCGAUAAGGUACAGGAAUCGAAAGACAUCUACAAGUGUUCCCAGUUUUCCGCUCCAAUUUGGAAUCUGGCCAAAGAUAAGCUGUACGGUUUGGGUAAACAGUGUGGGCUGCUGCCAGGCUUUGUACCCACCUCGGAACAGCUGCAUACCGUGCUACACCUGUCGGCCGGCAUGGGUGACAGUAUGCCCGAGACAGCGGGCCACGGAACGGCUUCAGCUCGUCUAGAGCUUCAGCCCGAGCUGCACGUAGAAGCGCGCGCCGGCAAACCACAUUCACCGGCACGGAAGCCGAAGAAAUCGGCCACCGAUACGCUGAAGGAGGCCCUCGGAACCAACCAAGCCUUCACGAAGCUUUAUCUCGAGCUGAGCGAGCUGGCGAUCAGUACGUACAAGCACGUGUCACGCCUCCGAUCGGCUCGAUUGGUCGGACUUGAUCUGGGCAACUUCUACAUCACUCUCAACGAACCCCAGAAAGCGGUCAACUUCUUUACGGAUCUGCUGCGUGAACUGAAGCAGGAAAACUGGCACUACCUGGCCAGCCAAACGCUGCUCGAGCUCGCUUCGUGCUACCGGAAGAUGGAGGACAACGUUAACUACACAAAAACGUGCUGCGCGAUCGCUUGCUGCCACGAUCUCGAGCUGCUCGUCCGGACGUUCUAUUUCGACGAGUUCGUCAAAUCCCUCCGUACGCUUCAGGCGACGCGAAACGUGGACAUCGAAGCACUAAGUGUGAUCUGCACACUCGAAGAUCACUUGCGCAUCGAACGGAUUCAUCUCGAGAGCGCCUCGAUCGUACAGGACGAGUUUAUCGUCGUGCAGCUUGAACUCGAAAGUAACUUUCCCCGGGAACUGACCGCGGAGCAGGUGCUCCUAUCGUUCGAGAUGAACGCCAAGCAGCAGAGUAACGUCACCGAGCAACCGUCCGCUGGUGUAAAACCGUCGGCAGAAAUCGGUGCCCAGCUACCGAUAACGUUGCAUCUCGAUUACAAACAAGAUAACUCGCUCAGCGGAUCAUCUGUUGCGUGUGACACUCGCACCAAGCAACCGGUCCGACGGAGCAGUAGCACACGGCGCAAAAUUUCUCCAACGCAGCGAUCGGACUUUACCAACUGUGUGUCGUGUGAGCGGAUUGUGCUGCAGCCCGGUCGUAACUCGCUCACGCUCAAGACAAAGGCAACCCGUGUCGGAACAUGGAGCUUCCGGCAGCUAGCGGUCCAGAUCGAUAGCGUUGAGUUUCUGUCCGAGGGUUUACCGCCUCGGUUGGAGCACUUUGAAACGAUCACAAAAGCAUCGAUCGCUUCGCUGAACUUUGUGAAUCUCGUUGCUGGCGUAGAGCAACCGGUCGAACUGGUCAUUGCGGCCGGAAGCUUCCGCUUUCCCAAAGAUGCCAGCGCAACGUUGCGCUGUUCGAAGAAUCUACGCGUGCGACUUCAGGCCGGUACAACCCAGGAGAAGACAACAUUCGAGCGGGAACUGAUCGUGCCGCUGAACGAUUUCGCUCCGUUUGAACAGCGCUCGAUCGCACUAGAGGCGAUCUGUGAUCUGCCUGGUAAGAGGGAGGAGCGUGCGAUCGAACAGAAGGUUUCACUGCAGGUACCCUGGAGCCGAAAUGAGAUCACAAUUCCACUCCACUUUAUGCCGGCCUUGAUCGCCUCCUGUCGCCUGCACUCGUCCGGUUCCCGCAAGUUCCUUCAGGUAGUGAUGAAGGGAGUCAGCGAUUACCGUUUGGUACUGCGCGAAGCACAAAUGACGUGCAGUGCCACGGGUGUCACGAUAAUCGAUAUUAAUCCUCGCGAGCCACAGGAAAUGGUUAUGACCAAGGGACUCUCGAUUUCCUAUCUGUACGAGCUACAGGUGGAAGCGCUCAAGGCUGAACGCGAACUGCCGAUCGUGAAUGUGGACUUUCGGCUACGGUUUGCCGAUGCCAGCGUACCGAACGAAACCCGCUCCUAUCUACCGUACAGUGCGACGUUCGAUGUGAUGGACUACACGACACUCUUUACGAUCUGUGCGAAGGUUGAACCACAGGAGCUGUGCCGUGUCAACUCGGUCUGCCACCUGAAUCUGCGCAUCUCGAAGGUGCACGAUAAUCCGUAUGCCGAUCUGAUGUACGAGGUGUUGGCUGAUCAGAACAUGUGGGCUGUCGUUGGUCGUACCGCCGGUGUUAUCUCGAUGGAGGAAGUGGAAAGCCACAGUAUCACGCUGGAUGUGUUACCGUUGGCCGCUGGCUUUCUACCGCUUCCGAACAUUCGUCUGUCCAAAUACAUCUCGGCAAGCAAAUCGAAAAGUGAUGCCCAUCCACGCUUGCAACCGUUUCCUCCAGGACAGAUCUACAACUCGACCAAAAGCAUGCAGAUACACGUCCUAGCUAGCAACACCAACUCGGUUGACCAGGUGCAGUAGGAGAGUAACGCUAUCGAUCGAUCCGAUCCGAUUCGGACGUGCUGCUCCAGCCCUCUGAAUUUGUCCGACCGUUUAUAGCUUAAUCGUUAAAUGGCAAUACGCAAUACAACACGACGCAUUCCAAGUGCGAGACACACAAA